UUAAUACGAUUUCGGCACCGUCGAUUUAAUGCUCCGUCUAGUACUAUAUGUCGAUAACAAAACGUAUAGUAUAGCUGCUCUCAGGUUUCUUUCCGCCUUAAGUUAAUAUACUAUAGUUCUGCAAUUUACUAGUUAUGUAUUCACUAGUGUGUAUAUGCACAGAUUAAGCUGAUAGUGAGACUACAUCAAAGUGGCCACCUGAAGAAAAUACACAGAAGAGUGAAAUUGUCAUAUUGAUACAAAAAAGUUAUAAAUCAUGAAAGAGAUGUUGACGAACCAAAUUAGUGCUGAAUACAGUAAUUCAUUUGUCAAUAAUAACAAUGGAGAUGCAGGCACCAGUAUUACAAAUGAUGAUAACUUUAGAAGAUAUGCUAUGGUCAGUACUGAAUGGAUCUCUGCUAUCGGUGAAGAACUAGGCAUGCAUCCAUUGCCUGAUCCUUUGUUGAAGAGACUAGCUGAAGAUGCUUCCUAUCGCUUAAGAGAAGUCCUACAUAAAUGUGUUACAAGACUGAGGCAUAGUAAAAAAAAACGACUCACAUCUACAGAUGUAAACGCAGUAAUUACUAGCUUAUGUGAUGCAGAUCCGGUUCUUGGUGCACCAGAAUUUAUGCCAGAAUAUCAUACAGAAGCAAAAGUAUAUACACCUAAUGAAUCCGUUGUCAAUCUCGUGCAUCAACUGAAUGAACCGUUGAAUCUAUCUCAAACCAAUGUGCCAUAUUUGCAAGAAUCUGAAAUAUACGACUUGAAACUCACAGAAGCACGUCACAAUUAUGUCAAACGUGCAUUGAAAACUUUAUUUAAUGGCUCUCAAAAGACUUUUCAGGUUUUAAUCAAUGAUUGCGCCACAAAUGUACAAUUAGGUGAUGAGGGAGUUGUAGAUAAACUGAUGUCUAUUGCCAGAUCUUUAGUAAUUUCAAACAAUGCUCAGUACACACGUGUUUCCACGCGAACGUGUCAGCUUAUCAUAGCUAUUGCGAGCAAUAGUGAAGCUAUCUAUCCAUAUCACUUAACUUCGGUAGAUAAAUUGACUGAAUUAUUGUUGGAGUUGCUGCUAGGCCAGAGUUUCAUUAAUCCAAACCUGGAGGUACUCUUUAAAGAAUGUGCGCACAAACUGAUGCUUCGGUGGCCAUCUAUUGCUGACAAAUACAUACCCAUAAUGGAAAGUGCCUUUCUGAAGGAUGAAAAGGAGAGCGUCGAGAUCAAUAAGAAAAGGAUAAUGGCCGUGGAGUUGUUGGCGAGCAUUCAGCCCCUCAGAUUCUUCCAUCACAAGACCGAGCAUGUACUUUCCGUACAGAACAUUUUGUAUCUUUACGCUUCACCUGGAUCGUUUAUCUGGCACCAAAUAGCUUUGACUAUAUGCACCCUCGUGAAGUCGCGGAAUCAUUCAUUGGAGCUCACUGCCUUGACCGAAUAUUAUGGUGACUCGUUAUUGCCGUAUUUACCAGUUCAUUACGAUAGCAGCACGAAAAAGAAAACGAGCAGGAAACCCGGUGCACUGCCUAUCAUAAUCAAAGGUAAAAUUAAGUACGUUAAAGUGAGACCGUUGUUCAACAAUAGGACGCCGACUCCGUGGGAUCGACAAACUACGUUUCCGGAUUCUAUUCUGAGAGGACCAAGACGGGAAAUAAGAUUUGCAUUCGCUGGCGGCCGUCCGGUUCCAUCUAGCAACUUGAGACGUGUCAACUUACGAGCAAACUAUCAAAUUCUGAGGAAUGAACUUCGAGCCACCCUUGCUCUAGUCGCGUCACGUAGACUUCUCGCGGUCAAAGACAAGGAGAAAAGACCCCAUGACUUCUACAAUUUGGCACACGUUUUUUUGUAAGAUUGAUCGUACUCACGUCGUACAUAUGCGAGAGAUGAAAAGAUGCAAAUACCGGUGCGAUUAUUUCAUUCGUUACCGUAUCUUUUUUGUACAAAUGUUUGCUAGUAUAAGCUCUUAGAGCGUAUACAUCCUCUUGUUAUUUAAAAUUGAAAAUAAAUGUUUAUUAUGGCGUUUCUCGUCGAACUUUCGAGUUAUCGGCUGACAAUCUUUCACUUGACAGCUGAACGAAAAACCAUUGUAGUAUUAAACAAUGUCGUCGAUCAGAAGAUGAUGCAGCUUCUAACGAAAUUGUUAAAACAGCUUCACGGUUGUUACUUUAUUUAUGCGAUGUAAACUUUUGUUUAGCUCAAUUACGUUUCUAAAAGAGAACUUAAGGUUUUAUUUCACUGUGUAUGUAAAUAGUAUUCUCUGCAUUCGUUUUAUCUAUGAGUUAUACGCAAAAUUUCUGUUAGCAAAGCAAUUCUGGAGAGUUGGUGCAUACCAAAUAAUGCAAAUUAGUCAAGCAAUAUGAAAUGAAUAUUAGUACUUCGUUUCAAUACCCAUAAUAAUAAGAUCUUUUUUAAUUUCGUAACUCUUUUUCUCUCCCUCAUUUUAACUCCGAUACACAUAUUGAAUUGUGUAACACCUUUAAAAAUCCAGUCCUUGUGAAAAGACAUGAUGAAUAUAAUGUACAUGUCCUCCUUGUAAAUGUGAUUUUUCGUCACUAAUUUGUGUACAAGGUUUGUAUUUAGUCGUGGUUCGUACGGUUCAUGUUUUCCUCUCUUCUGACGUCAUCAAUUCAAUAUGAUCGCAGUGAUAAGACCCAGGUAGAACAAAUUUUUAAAAGAUACCUUAAAAACAUCCUGUAUGUGUUUUUAAAAACUAUAAUAUACUAGAUUUCUAAAACCUUGACUCCUUAGAUUCUCCAUCAAGAUAUACAACUCAUAAUAAUAAGUUCAAUAUUCAUAAUCGAGUCUUAUAUUUAAGACUAUUUUAAGUUCUAUUUUAAGUAUCUUCAGAUACUUCGUAGCCAAUGAAAUAAGCUAUACAGUAUCUAAAGAUGAAUUUAAAAUGAUCUUAAAUUAAGAUCCGACUAUAAAUACCAGCCAUAGAGCUUUUAUAUAUGACGAAUUGAAAAUCGAUUAUCUUUCAAAAGAUUUACGUAAAAAUCGAAUUGAUAAUAAUCGAUUAAAAAUAAUUGAUUUUUAUUACGAGAAAAUCGAUUUUCUGAAAAAUCGAUUUGAAAUCGAACAUCCUUAAGAAGGUUCAUAGAAGGCCUACGUAAAAUAUCCAGCCGUCUCUCCGUUGCUGCUUCCUUCCGCGAGUGGCUAAGUUAGAUUAGUAAUAUGUCGUAAAUAAAUUAACUGUGAUAAAAAGUGCAAUUAUAAUAUUAAGUUUUUAUUUAAUGAAAAAGUGCGAUAAAGAAAGAUGGACUACUAACGGCUUUCAACAUCAAGUGGCAUCGACAAAAAGAAAAAAAAUUUAAUAGUAAAAGAUCCCAUCAUGCGUAGUUAAAUAUGGAUAUUUUUAAAGAUUGCUUGGCAUCGCAUGAAGACGAUGAGAAAGUUGUCUGUACGGCUCGUAUUAUCUUAAUAUGCGAAAAAAUCAUAAAAUAAAAUGUUUACUUAUGAACAGAG
Odontomachus brunneus is the source of this 3438-nucleotide messenger RNA. RefSeq lists its product as uncharacterized. Lineage: Eukaryota; Metazoa; Arthropoda; Insecta; Hymenoptera; Formicidae. The transcript has 9 exons. Gene Ontology annotation, cellular component: transcription factor TFIID complex; SAGA complex; SLIK (SAGA-like) complex. Gene Ontology annotation, molecular function: transcription coactivator activity; protein heterodimerization activity; RNA polymerase II general transcription initiation factor activity. Bases 257 to 1822 code for a protein of 521 amino acids. The record is from RefSeq and is a predicted model, not a curated record. Gene Ontology annotation, biological process: transcription initiation at RNA polymerase II promoter; RNA polymerase II preinitiation complex assembly.